Oncorhynchus nerka (sockeye salmon) is the source of this 4887-nucleotide messenger RNA. RefSeq names its product unc-51 like autophagy activating kinase 1a (gene ulk1a). The coding region runs from base 488 to 3244 and encodes 918 amino acids. Gene Ontology annotation, biological process: peptidyl-serine phosphorylation; response to starvation; reticulophagy. Gene Ontology annotation, cellular component: cytoplasm; phagophore assembly site; cytosol. The record is from RefSeq and is a predicted model, not a curated record. The transcript has 27 exons. Gene Ontology annotation, molecular function: protein serine/threonine kinase activity; ATP binding. NCBI's taxonomy places the organism in Eukaryota, Metazoa, Chordata, Actinopteri, Salmoniformes, Salmonidae.
ACCCAGGGAUAUGAAUAACUACAGUGGGAUCGUUUGUUCGUGAUAGGUGAAGACUCGCAACAAAUGUAACCAGUAUAGCCUACAGUGUCUGUAUAAAGGUUACUUAUCUGUAUGUGUAAAGAAAACGUACGUUUUGAGAAUUCAUAUAGACUACUUUAGAGCUUAUAUCCAACUAACGACGGGAAAUUGACUUCUCUUUUGUAAACAGUUUUCAGUCUGUUCUAUAUGAGAUCUGUCAUUUUGCUUUUUAUAUAAAGGCAUAAUGGUGACAACAACUUCUAAUAUAGGAUAUUGAUAUUUUAAAUGAAACCGUCAUGAUUCAAGAAGUGUUCGGGUUUUUAAUCGGGGAGAGACUUGAAGGAUCUAGACACCUUUCUUGCUGUCUGGAGUUGAACGGUGGCGACUUCCACAUUGUUCCGGUGGUAACCUCAACAUCCUGAUUCCACCUGGAUAUACACAGCACCUGUUGUUAUUAUUAUUGAACAGUAUGGAGACUAUUGGGAAAUUCGAGUUCAACAGGAAAGACCUGAUUGGACAUGGUGCCUUUGCCGUGGUGUUCAAAGGGAGACAUAAGGAGAGGCAUGACAUGGAAGUAGCUGUGAAAUGUAUUAACAAGAAGAACUUGGCAAAAUCCCAUUCCCUGUUAGGAAAAGAGAUAAAAAUAUUAAAGGAACUGAAACAUGAGAAUAUCGUUGGACUACUUGACUUCCAGGAAAUGGCUGGGUGUGUGUAUCUGGUCAUGGAGUACUGCAAUGGAGGAGAUUUGGCAGAAUACCUCCACUCUAAGGCUACUCUGAGUGAGGACACCAUCCGGAUCUUCCUUCAGCAGAUAGCUGGGGCCAUGAAGGUGCUGAAAGAAAAGGGCAUCCUCCACAGAGACCUCAAACCUCAGAACAUCCUCCUCUGUCACCCCGAGGGACGCAAGUCCAGCCCUAACAACACCUGCAUCAAGAUAGCUGAUUUUGGCUUUGCACGUCACCUCCAGUGUAACACUAUGGCAGCCACUCUGUGUGGCUCCCCAAUGUAUAUGGCCCCGGAGGUGAUCAUGUCCCAGAACUAUGAUGCCAAGGCCGACCUGUGGAGCAUAGGAACCAUAGUGUACCAGUGUUUAACUGGGAAAGCUCCCUUUCAGGCCAGUAGCCCCCAGGAGCUGCGUCUCUUCUAUGAGAGAAACAGGGACCUCCAGCCCAGCAUUCCACGGGAGACGUCAGUCCACCUGAGACACCUGCUCCUGGGCCUGCUGCAAAGGAACCAUAAGGAGCGCAUGGACUUUGAUGAGUUUUUCCAUCACUCUUUCCUGGAGUCAAGUUCAUCCACAAAGAAAUCCUCUCCGGUGCCCAUGCCCUCCUUCCCCAGCUCUGGGUCUGCCAGCUCCUCUAGCAGCUCCUCCACCUUUCACCUGGCCUCCUCCCCUCAACAUUCCGAUGCGGUGCUGCAGAGACUCCAGCCCAAGGCCGAGCCCACCCCUUCCCGGUACACAGCCCUCCACUACAGCAGGAACACCUCCUCUGAGAUGGAUGACUUUGUCAUGGUGCCUGCCCAGUUCCCCAGUGAGAUCACAUGUGACAUGGGAGAUGGGUCACCUGUCCAGGGCAGCAUGUUGUACAGUGGGAGCUCUCUGCUGGCUGCUGCGGUACUUGGGAGUCUAGGCAGGACACCACCCCCCUCUUCACCCCUUUGCCCCCCUAAUCCUGUUAGCAGGCCUGCAGAGUUCAAUGGGAGUAACUACAGCCAGUCUGUACCCAUUCCUGUCCCAACACAGAUCCACAACUACCAGCGCAUAGAACAAAACCUACACCCCGCUGGCCUGCAUGGCUCAACCAGGGCCACCCUUUGUUGUGUUGAUAGGAGUAGUGGCAGUUCCCCAGGGAGUAGGAAGACUGGAGCCUCCCUUCUCCCAUCAGGCCCCGGGGGGGCAGUGCUCAGCCACCGCAGGCUGUCAGCUGGAGGGGCCAAACCCUACCAGCCCUCUCCACAAGUGGGCACUAUCCCAGAGACCCCAGAGCAGACUGGCCUCUUCAGCACCUGGACAGGACAACAGAGCCCUCAGGCCACGCCUCCACAUGAAUUCCCCCGGCCCACCAGCUUUGAGGAUUUGCCCAUCAUUCCCACCCGAACACGGACAGUAUCAGACUUGAGCCACAUCAGCAGGGCCACAGGGAAGAGGAAGGGCCCCUUCAAAAGGUCUCUGAGUGCAGGCCGUCUGUCUGACAUGAUGCUAAAGGCUGCUUUUGGAGCUCAGCUGCUGGAUGGAGGAAGUAACGAGAGCCUUCCCACUGAGAGGUCCAUGGACACCACAGCUCCAACUAGUGGUGCUCUGAGGGUUGCAGGAACCUCAGCCUCAGGCAGUCCCACCUCAGUCGUGUUCACUGAGGGAUCUCCAUCCAGAGGAAAUGCCCCACCAAAUCCCACCAGGACGUUCUCAGCAGUGGGUUCCCCCAGCUAUGUCAGCCCAUCCUGGUCAAUCAGCAGAGGAACCCAUAGAGAUGUACCUAACUACCAGCAUAUUACCCACCCCAUGACAGCCAGCCCAGACAGGGCCAUAGAUUUUGACCCUCCAGAGCUCCCAGAGGAGACACUGAUGGGGCAGUGGCAUACGGACGGCCUGAGAAACCUGCGCUUCACUCUUGCCUUUGUCCACUGUGUCAUGGAGAUAGCCAGUUCUAAAGACACUGGGCUUGAGAGUGAGACCAGUGAGGACGCUCCUGAUGUGUCUUUCCUGCAGCAAAGCCUGGUGGCUGAUCAGAUCAGUCUUCUAAGUCGGGAGUGGGGCUAUGCAGAGCAGUUGGUGCUGUACAUGAAGGCUGCAGAAUAUCUUUCGUCUGCAUUACACACUGCUAUGGAGGACAUCGGAGAAGGCAGACUGUUCCCCUCCUCUACAGUCAAGCAAGUGAUGAAGAAGAUGAAUGAGCUGUAUAAGAGCAGUGUGACGUCCUGUCGGUCCCUCAACGCCCGCCUGCAGAGCUUCCUCCUCAACAAGCAGAGACUGAUGGACCACAUGAGCAACAUCACUGCAGAGAAACUCAUCUACAGUCACACCGUGACCAUGGUGCAGUCAGCAGCCCUAGAUGAGAUGUUCCACCGUGGCCAGGCGCCCAUCCAGAGAUACCAUAAAGCCCUUCUGCUCAUGGAGGGCUUGUCCCUUACCAUCACAGAGCAGGCAGACAUCGACAACAUAAGUAAAUGUAAACAGUGUAUUGAGAGACGCCUCCUCUCUGCUCUGCAGACUGCACAGUGUGAUUGAGCUUAAGGCUUUUGGACUAUAGCUACAAUAUUAUCUGAACCUCUGAGCUUGGUUAGAGCACCUCCAGACCUCUGAUGUCCCUCUGAUGUCCCUCUGUCCUAUGUGAAGAUGGAGCUCCUUGGACUGUUGACACACAUAAGCACUUUGAACUGAACAUGCUCAGUAACAAGGCCACUGAUAUGGCUGCUCUCAACCCACAGCCUAGCACUAAACAUUUUUAGUACCAGAAGAGAGGAGAAGAAGAGUGGGUUUGGUUCUGUCGGACUCCACUCUGAGAGCAGUGUGUGUUGUGUUUCAUGCUACAGUAUGUUAUGCCAGGCCAAUAGUAUGUUACUGUUAAUCUACUGGAUUUAUCAGGCGUCACUGGACAAAAUGAUUAUUUUCAUCUCAAAUUAGCUCAUUUUACUUGAAAUAGUUGUUUGAGAGUAAAUAGAUGUCUGAGAGUGUAAUUUAAUGUACAGAAGGUGGCACUCAAUAAUAGAAGGGAAUUCGGUAAAUAUCUUUGGUACCAGCUGGUGUUAUAUUUAAAGAUGCACUAUGCAGAAAUCGCUCCACCAUUUCAGUUUAUGGAAUAAAAGAAGCAAGUAUAGUCUAGAGAAUCAUUGUACCAUUUAAACUGCUGUGAAAUAUAUUUUCCAUAACCCAAAAUAUUGUACUUUCAGCUGUUUGAGGCUGGUGUACAAAACCAAAAAUAAAAGACACAAAAACGAAACUUAAGAACGGGCUGAAUAGCGCACAUAGAACAGAUCUACUGCGUAUUAGACUUGCUUUCAAUGACAACGUCAGACAGAUCUAUAACACACAUUUCUAUGUGAAUUUGGUCUUCGCCCAAAAUGUUACAAAUUGCAGCUUUAAACUGGAGGCAAAAAUAUGCAUCAUUUUCGGGAGUUGGAAAGUUGUGUAAGAGAAAGUGAAGACCAAGUAUUGCCAAUUUGUAGCAGAUUAUUUUUUUAAAGGAUUACUGUCUUUUUUUAAACUCCUUUUAGCAAUGUGUAUGUUUUUGACAAGCCACUGUAGCACAAAUACAUUUAUGAUAGACUUAUUCAUAAACUGUUAGGAACUUGUCAGAGAAUGUCAUUACUGUAUUGUCGAGAUCUUAAUCUUCUGUAAAGAGUGUCAAAUUUCAAGCCACUCUUUCCCAGUGUUCCCAGCAAGAUGGUCAUUUUACUCAGCGAGCACCACAUCGAGCUGCAUGCUUUUGUCUGUUUUUGCACAAAUAUUAGUGAAUGAUCAGUAAUGUAUAGGCUUGUGGAUGAGGCAAAUAAAUGGCUGAAAUAGGUUCAACUUCAGUACAGAAAACCUGUCCUGUAUUUUAUAUUUUUAGUAAGAUUUUGUAUAAAUCUGGGGGGUUUGUUUUGUGUGGAGUGGUUGGUUUUAAUAUUUCGUUUUUUAUGACUGCCUUGUGGCUAUACAUUUGAAUGAACCUAUUUCUGUUUUUACAUUCAAUGAAAAUGGUAUCAGCUUUCCGAAUUACUUUUGACUAGGCACCUUUUGAAUAUUAAAUUAUAAUUAUAUUGCAAUUAUAUUGCAAAGUAUUGUAAUUAUUUUGACUGUAUGUUAUUUUUGAUCACCAAAACCGAGCUGCCAAAAUCAGUUUCAUAUGAGAAUAUUGUGUAAGAAUGAUUAAAAUAUAUGUUACAUUA